Messenger RNA from Penaeus monodon (black tiger shrimp), 825 nucleotides. Its product is annotated as threonine-rich protein-like. The transcript has 7 exons. The record is from RefSeq and is a predicted model, not a curated record. Lineage: Eukaryota; Metazoa; Arthropoda; Malacostraca; Decapoda; Penaeidae. The annotation marks the transcript as partial.
GAAGCUGCCACAACUACUGUAGCUCCUACUACCACUCAGGCCCCAACAGCCCCAAAAACCACUGAAUCUGCACAACCACUCUUGCCACAACCACUGUAUCCCAAAAUUACCACUGAGCUCCAACAAACCAUGAAUCUGCACAAAACCACUGUAGGCUUCCACCCACUACCACUCAGGCCCCAAACAACCACUGAGCUGCCACAAACCAUCUGCACAACCACGAAGCUGCACAACCACUGUAGCAACGAUACCACUGAGGCACAAUCAACCACUGAAAACUUCACAAACACUGCUCAACAACCACUGAAUCUGCCAAAAACCACUGUAGCUCCUACUACCACUGAGGCCCCGACAAUACUGAACCUGCCACAACCCACUUCUACUACCAAUGAGGCAGAAACAACUACUGAAGCUCCAGCAACCACAGAUUCUCCUACUACUAAAAAUGCCUUAACAACCACAGAAGCUGCGACAACUUCUGAGGCCCCAACAACCACUGAAGCUGCCACAACCAUUGAAGCUCCCACUACCACUGAGGCCUCAACAACCACUGAAGCUGCACAACAACUCCUUAAUACCACGGAGGCCCCAACAACCACUGAAUCUGCCACAACCACUGUAUCUCCAACUACCACUGAGGCCCCAUCAACCACUGAAACUUCCACAACCACUGUAGCUCCUACUACCAAUAAGGCAGAAACAACUACUGAAGCUCCAACAACCACAGAUUUCCCUACCUUAACAACCACUGAAUCUGCCACAACCACUGUAGCUCCUACUACACUGAGGCCCCAACAAUCACUGAAACAGACACAACCACUGUAG